Molecule: messenger RNA, 4616 nt
Organism: Peromyscus maniculatus bairdii (prairie deer mouse)
Lineage: Eukaryota; Metazoa; Chordata; Mammalia; Rodentia; Cricetidae
Gene: Galnt5
Product: polypeptide N-acetylgalactosaminyltransferase 5
Biological process (GO): protein O-linked glycosylation
Cellular component (GO): Golgi apparatus
Molecular function (GO): polypeptide N-acetylgalactosaminyltransferase activity
Source: RefSeq, a predicted model, not a curated record
CAGGGCCAGUGAGCAGGCAUAGAUACUUUUCAGUGAAAUGCCACGCAGGCAGAGAGUGACAGGCAGUCAGUAGGAGCUGAGCUUUUCCCUCUUGGACGGCUGUUUCCUGCUAGGUUCAGGAGAGGCGGGGGCCUGGCUCCUGCUUCUGCUGCUGCUGUCUCAACUCUCUCUCCACUCCAGGUAAGCAGACUCAGAGGGAGGGCAAGCUGCAAGGCGCGUCUUUGUACGAUGAACAAGAUCCGAAAGUUUUUCCGAGGAAGUGGGCGAGUCUUGGCAUUUAUAUUUGUAGCUUCUGUCAUCUGGCUGCUCUUUGACAUGGCAGCUCUCCGCCUCUCAUUCAGUGAGAUCAGCACUGGGAUACUCAAUGAAGACAUCAGAAGGAGGGAGCAGACAGGAUUCAGAGUCCAGCCAGACCGAAUGAAGAUCCUCUACACCAGCAUCACAGGGAUGGGGCUGCCUCGGCAUGGGGUGUGGGCCGAGGAGAACUUUAGGAAGGGAGAGGACCACGUACACCAAGUGGAAGAGAAUAUGGACCAAGUCCAGAGGAGAGGGAAAAUGCAGAUCCCCCUGGGAAGGGGAAGAGCUGUGCCUCUGUGGCAUCCUGCACAUCUACAAACCCUCCCAGUGCAUCUUACCAUGCAGAGGACAGAGAUGAGAGCCCGCAAGCUUCAAGAGCCCUCGCAGCACAUGGCACCCAAGCAAACAACAGUUUCAUCGCAGAGGACCCCAUCCACAGCAUCAAGAGGAACUCUACUGACCAAAAUAUCAGUAUAUACAGAAACCUUCGCUAAGAAACAAGAGGCCCUGAAGAAUCAUACUCUCAGUGGUAAUGCAUCGAAGCAAGCAUCUGAACGGACCCUGAAUGUGACCGUCGGUGUCAUGACUGACAGAUCAAAGCAGCAAUCACAGAUGGUAAGAAAAGCAAAGACACACUUUACCAGCCCUCCAGUCCUGAAAUCUGGGGAAGCCAUAGCCAUAAAGAAAACUGAGGCUCAGGGUAAAGAACUAAAACACAAAGGCCAUAAAGUGCUACCUCUUUUUAAGUUCAUCGCUGACACAGGUCGUUUAAAGAAGCAAUCUAUGAAUGAGACACAGCUGCGAGGCUUGCCAGAAGAUGAUGGGGCCAAAGUGGUGCCAGGGAAGAAGCUUAAUUUCUCUGAAAGCCAGGUUGUGAUUAUAACCAAAGAGGAGGACCCGAGGACAGAUACCAAAGAGAUGCCUGCUCCUAAAACCCAAACUGCCAUUCCUGAAUUACUGGGUGGAAGCCAAGGAAAACACAUCCCCAGGAAUCAAAGCAAAACAUCUUCCUCUCUACUAGCUCCACAGAGAGCGAUGUCUCAAGCCAAUCUGGCCUUAGGGGGGGAACUCCAUUCAGCAAGAAGAAACAUGACUGCCAAGGCCCAGACUGCGGGACACCAGCAAAGCCACACAAAUGCCCCUGAAAACCCUGGAAGGCACCGUGUGCUGAGAGUCGAUGUGACUCUUUCUCCAAGGGAUCCCAAUGCUCCAGGUCAGUUUGGGCGCCCUGUGGUGGUUCCCCCUGGAAAGAAGGAGGAGGCAGACCGACGAUGGAAAGAAGGGAACUUCAAUGUCUACCUUAGUGACUUGAUUCCAGUGGACAGAGCCAUUGAAGACACAAGGCCUGCAGGGUGUGCAGAGCAGCUAGUUCACAAUGACCUCCCAACCACCAGCAUCAUCAUGUGCUUCGUAGAUGAGGUGUGGUCUGCUCUCCUGAGGUCUGUGCACAGUGUCCUCAACCGCUCUCCUCCACACCUCAUUAAGGAGAUUCUUCUGGUGGAUGACUUCAGCACCAAAGACUACCUAAAAGGUAAUUUGGAUAAAUACAUGUCUCAGUUUCCAAAAGUUCGGAUCCUUCGCCUCAAAGAGAGACAUGGCUUGAUCAGAGCGAGGCUGGCAGGGGCACAGAAUGCAACAGGUGAUGUGUUGACAUUCCUAGACUCUCACGUGGAAUGCAAUGUGGGCUGGUUGGAGCCACUUCUGGAAAGAGUUUAUUUAAAUAGAAAGAAAGUGGCCUGUCCGGUAAUCGAAGUUAUCAACGACAAGGACAUGAGUUACAUGACAGUGGACAACUUCCAAAGAGGUGUCUUCACGUGGCCCAUGAACUUUGGCUGGAGGACAAUUCCUCCAGAUGUUGUUGCAAGAAAUGGAAUUAAAGAAACUGAUGUAAUAAGGUGCCCCGUCAUGGCAGGUGGAUUAUUCUCCAUUGACAAAAGUUACUUUUAUGAACUUGGAACUUAUGACCCUGGUCUUGAUGUUUGGGGAGGAGAAAAUAUGGAACUAUCAUUCAAGGUCUGGAUGUGCGGUGGUGAAAUCGAGAUCAUUCCCUGUUCCAGAGUGGGCCACAUAUUCCGAAAUGACAAUCCCUAUUCCUUCCCCAAAGACCGCAUGAAGACAGUAGAACGGAAUCUGGUGCGGGUGGCUGAGGUCUGGCUUGAUGAGUACAAGGAACUCUUCUAUGGCCAUGGAGAUCACCUCAUAGACCAAGGGUUGGACGUGGGCAACCUCACCCAGCAAAGGGAGUUGCGCAAGAAGCUGAAAUGCAAAAGUUUCAAGUGGUACUUGGACAAUGUCUUUCCUGACUUGAAGGCCCCCGUUGUGAGAGCUAGUGGUGUGCUGGUGAAUGUGGCCCUGGGCAAGUGUGUGUCCAUCGAAAAUACCACAGCCACGCUGGAAGACUGUGACGGGAGCAGUCAGCUUCAACAAUUUAACUAUAGCUGGGUAAGACUUAUUAAGCAUGGAGAGCAGUGCAUGGCGCCCGUCACUGAUCAAGGAUCCCUGAGACUCCAGCCAUGUGAUAACAGAGACAGCAAGCUCAAGUGGCUGCACAAGUCAACCUCGGGCUUUCGUCCAGAGCUGGUGGAUCACAUUGUUUUUGAAAACUAUCAGCAGUUGUUAUGUAUGGAAGGGAAUUUUUCUCAGAAGACCCUGAAAAUGGCCACUUGCAACCCAAUGGAACCAUAUCAAAAGUGGAAAUUUGAAAAAUACUAUGAAGGCUAAAGAGGAAUGUUUUAUCUGGUUAACCCCCCACCAGAUUCUGUGAAAAUCAAACCCAAGUUGGUGACUGUAUUUCUCUCCUUAGUUAUUUAAAUUUUCCAUUUUAAUAGCAUUUAAAUGGAAGAUUUUUUUUAAGCACCAAAGGAUAACUCAGGGAAACAGGCCACCACUGGACUGGAAUUCUUUGACUCUGGGUGGCCUUUGGAAGUGUUUAUGCCCUGCUCUGGGCUGUGGUGCAUACUGCAAGUCUUCCUCAUGUGCUUUCACAGGUAACCAGAAUUGAAGACAUAUCAUGAUGUCAUGAUCAUGACUGCUGUUGGGCAGUUCUUCUGGCCCGUGAGUGGAGGUAAAACCAACUGGAUUCUGCCUUCAUCAAAUUCAUCUACACGGAUUCUCACACUGGGAAGACUCAGCCAGCUGCACAGAGACACUGCCCAUGUUUACCUGAAAGUGGAUAGCAGUGCUGAUAAUUCUCCAUGACCCCCUUCUAAUGGGGGUGUUGAUCUGGAUGACCAGAAAGUUUUCUUCCAAAUCUGAAGUAGUAAGGGAAAAAAUUAAGUGGAAAGGAAGAAGCCUUCGUGUAAUUAAUUCUGUGUGUUCUUUCCAUUCAUUUUGUGCUUUUUAAUAAUGCUACAUUUAAAAACAAAACCUGGUCAUAGCAAUAAUUUCUUAGGUUUUUGUAUUUCCUUCAUGUAAAGAAAGAUAGGAGUUUGGGUGACAGCACACUGUGAUAACUAAACUUGCACUUGAUCAUGAAACAUCUCAACACAGGGUGAGAAGAACUGAUAAAAUUAAGGCAGAAAUGAUACAGAAGAAUAGGACAAACCUUGAAAUGCUAAAACAAUAAAAAUACUACACUAGAUUUACCAAUAUUCACUUGGAUGAAGUAUGCUAAAUACUCUAAUACAUGCCAAAGCAGACAUGAAUUCAAAAGGAAGAAAAGGAGAUGAGCAAUUUGAGGAGAUAGUUGAUUAAAGACUUGUCCCAGACUUGACAAAAUAAAGAAGGGAAUGUGGUGCUUCUGAGGGGAAAAGGCAGAGCAAAACCCUCACGUGGACCUGAGGCUAACACAGGCCAGCCAUGGAAAGCUAAAUGUUUCCUUAUCCAAACUGAGCUCUCACAUUAGGUAUAUCAAUCCUUAGGCACUGCAGAAGAAAGCUUAGGGACCAUGGUCUACUAUAAUCCUUUUGGCAGGAAAAUUGAUGUUAGAAAAAAAAAAUUCCCCUUCUGAAAACUCCUACAGACAAAUUGGGGUGAACGGGGUAAGAAUUCAGAUCUCUAGGUGUGACUCAACCACCAGUUUGGUCUGAGUUUGCCCACUGUGGUCCUUCAAAAGGAGAUAAGCCAACUUCCUUACUGAAGCUUCACCCCUUCAGACUGGCCAUGCUUAUUCUUACUGGUGGAUUUAAAUCUUUGUUCACAUGAUAUUAUGGUAAAACCGAGCAUUUUAGUUCUGGUUUCCUAUUUGACUCUUAAUUUUAUCUACCAGUUAGUUACCAAAAAAUCAUGACUAUCAAUGAAUAAUGGGAAAGGAAACAUUUUUUCUUUACACAUUUACAGCAUAUACAGUAUAUUUAAGAUGUUUCAUUCCAGUAACUGAU